Auanema sp. JU1783 is the source of this 1440-nucleotide messenger RNA. NCBI's taxonomy places the organism in Eukaryota, Metazoa, Nematoda, Chromadorea, Rhabditida, Rhabditidae. The record is from the annotation of a GenBank genome assembly.
AUGAGAUUUCUCAUAAUAGCCUCUGCUAUAUUCAUUAAUAUAGCUUAUGCCACGAGAAAUGUAUUUGUUUCAUCGCCUUUCGAUAAUUUUCGGGUCGAAUGCUCAAAAAGGAGUGCCGCUGUUGAAGUAGCUGUCUCAAUGGUUCAAUCAGCUGGUGGAAAGAGACAGGAUAUCGUUUUUGAAAUGUCUUGUGAGAACGUAAAUGAGUUAUAUCCAUGGGUUAACAUGCCAGAAGGAAUAAAAGAAAAAGAGAAGGAAGACUGCCAUUAUUCAAGCAUGUUCGAUCCCAUCUUAGAUACAAAAACAGAAUAUACAUGCGCACCACGAGAAUAUAUUGCCGGAAUCGCCAGAUUGACUGACACAAGAAUUCAAGUCAUGUGCUGUCGUCUCCGUAGCAGAGAUGAGUUUAAUUGUCAAGAAUUUAAUUUCAACAAACCCUUAAGCACAGACAGAACAAUAAUUGAGCACGAAAAUCAAGUUAUAAAUGCUCUGCGUAUCGACAAAGACGGUAUCGUAGUAAGGUUCUGUGAUUUAGCUCCUAGAUCCUAUGAGAAUGUGAUGAUAGAUUACAAGGCCACACUAGAAAAGAAAGCGCAAGUAAAACCCAAGAAAUCUCCACCAAAAGUUAAAGUGCCCGUAGAAGCGGCAGUACCUACAACCCUUAAUGAGUUCAAAAAUUCUGACCUGAACGCUGCAGAGAAUGCUGUCAAAAAAACUAAAUCAUUGUGGUCAAGUGAAGAAGAAGAAAUCGAUGAAUCUCGUUUCAGCACACCAAGACGGGAAAAGAUCAAAAUUGUUCGACGAGUGGUUUCCAAUAGAAGCCAGAAAAACGAAUCGAAAGACCAAGAAGAGAAUUCAAAACUUGCGAGUAAGGAACAAAGGGAUAAUGCUCGGAAUAUAGAUGAGGAAACGGCUAAGAGUCCAUUCGAUUUUGGAAGUACCGAAAACAUCAAUGUCAACUCUUUGAUUGGAUCUGGUCCAAUGCUUGAAGACAUCCUCCGAGGAAAUAUGGAAGAUUCUGUUUAUGAAAGAAGUAAUGGAUUAUCCAAUGCUCAAGUAAAAGAAGAAGAGCUUAAAGUAGAGCAAGCAACGACACCAGAUGAAACUCGAUUGGAGCAGAAGAAAGACGAUGAAGAAGAAGCAGAAACGGAAGAAUCAACUACUCAAAAGCCAUUAAUGGUUUUUGGGAGUGUAUCAACCACUGUUAAGCCAUACAACGCAGCUGAGUUCUAUCAUACCAUUAAAAGAAAAGUGAUAGUAAAAGAGAAAUAUUUGACGUUUUGUACCAAGGAUGUUGCAUUAAGAGAUGAACGUAAUAUGGUAUUAGCUUGUGGAAUGGAAAAUGAUAUUUGGCAACCAAAACGAUGUCCCGAAGGCACAGACUGUUUUCAUUCAAAAGACAGCACAUACAGAAUAUGCUGUCCAGUUGCUAGGGGAUAA